This is a messenger RNA of Cyprinus carpio (common carp), 991 nucleotides long. Its product is annotated as rho GTPase-activating protein 32-like. The record is from RefSeq and is a predicted model, not a curated record. The coding region runs from base 235 to 681 and encodes 148 amino acids. NCBI's taxonomy places the organism in Eukaryota, Metazoa, Chordata, Actinopteri, Cypriniformes, Cyprinidae. The transcript has 6 exons.
UUCACUCACGUUCACACGCGAUGGAGGAGGCUUUGGUUUGACUCUUUUUCACAAUAAUGGAUCUGUUCUAGAGGGAAACUGCUGGGAUUUGAUUUGGGGAAGUAACGCUGAAACAAUCACAGACAGAUUUUUCUGCCACAGGCCUUCAUCCUUUGCUGAGGUUGGAGGUUUAUGUUGAAGUCCGGUCUCCUCCCUCCCCUCACAGACGGGCAGCUGUUGCAGUGACUCAGUAUCAUGGAGGCGUGCAGCAGGACUGCAGCAACGACACACGGCAGAGCUCCAACACCUCUGAGAGAUGCAUGCAGUCAUGAUCCUUGUGAAGGGCCCCACCCAGAGGAGGAUGAGGGGGAGGAAGAUAGGAGCUUGCAGCCAGCAGAGACUGCAGGCUGGGAGGACGCCAUUGCUGUUAUGGCACGAGGAGCACCGAUGGUCCCUGAGCUGCCUGCCGAAUCUUCUCUGCGCUCAUGUGCCAGCACGGCCAGCAUGAAGGUCAAGAACGUCAAAAAACUGUCCCUCACUAAAGGCCAUUUUCCCAGGCUGGCAGAAUGUGCCCACUUCCACUAUGAGAAUGUUGACUUUGGCUCUGUGCAGGCCAAGAGCUCGCAUGGAAACAAGAGGCGGGAUUUAUCACACGAACCAAUCACAUCCAAUCAUAACCGAUCAUAUCCAGUUAUAGCGUGAUGGAGGCAUUGCCUCCUCUCACGUGACUUUCCUCCAUUCCAGAAAAGUCACGCCAUGCUAAGGGGUCUCUGUUGUAAGUCUAUGGACUGAAGGGAGGCAAUCCUCCGCUGUAACUUUACCUGCGGGUGUCACUUUUGGACAGUGUUGCUUUAUAAAAACGAGUGACUAUUAUACUUUAAAUGCAAUAUUUAUUAAUGUUUGCGAUUUAUGUUUGUAAUAUCGAUUAUUUUGUCAUCCAAUUGUUUGAGGAGACACUGCCUCCCUUGCAUCCUUGGAGGGAAUGCCCCUGGUAUAUAUGUAUAUAUUAGUG